Molecule: messenger RNA, 1302 nt
Organism: Daphnia pulicaria
Lineage: Eukaryota; Metazoa; Arthropoda; Branchiopoda; Diplostraca; Daphniidae
Product: rho GTPase-activating protein gacN-like
Exons: 2
Coding region: 1-1302 (433 amino acids)
Biological process (GO): signal transduction
Source: RefSeq, a predicted model, not a curated record
AUGGAAAUCUCCUUCCACGUUGGUUUAUUACCAAAUGACAACGUUGUCGAAGUUGACCAUCCUCGUAUGGAAAAAUCCCAAUCACAAGAAAAUGUUGGUUCUUCCAUACAGCAGAACGAACUAGUAACAGAAAAGUCAGUUACUUCAUCGUUCGAGGACGGUGCUGUGGUGCAAACCCAGGCUAUAAAUAAGGUAGCUCUUUUUGUAGAAAAAUGCGUGGAAUUUAUAGAAACGAAUGGACUUGACUUUGAGGGUCUUUACCGGGUGCCGGGCCGACAAGCCGCUGCAGAUCGGAUUUACCAAAAACACAAAGAGGCUACGAAAGAUUUCAAUCUAGAUGAAAUGAAUGUCUCGGUCAAUACUGUGGCCACAGCACUGAAAAUUUUCUUUCAAAGAAAGAUGUCAUUUUUCACACAAGAACAAAUGAGUGAAAUCAACGACAUCUUCCUUAUACCUGAUAGAAAUAAAAAAUUACUUGCUUUGAGAGAUGUUUUAACGCGGCUGACAUCAGCCAAUUAUAAUGCGCUGAUGUUUCUUAUCCAGCAUUUGGUUAAAGUGACUGAAAAGGCAAAAGUCAACCGGAUGACUGCCAAGAACUUGGCCAUCUGCUGGUGUCCGACCAUAUUGCCCAUGAAUUUUACUGAUUCGGCUCGUUACCAGAUGGUAAGACCUCAACUAGAAGGCGCAGUUGAGGCUAUGAUUGAAAAUUUUGCAUUUGUCUUCUCGAGGGAAAAUGAAAGUUCUCCGGAAAGCGACGGAAUUAAAAGAGGACGAAAACCUGAACUGAAGAAGAACUUGGGUUUCUUUCAGCAUGUUAAAUCAACAUUUAAAAAUUCUGCCCAAAAGAAUUUAAUGAAAAAUAGUAAAACUGUCGAAGCAGAAAUCAACAGCCAUACAACUUCGAUGGUCAUCGACAAGAAAAAUUACGACUCGUUUAUUCCAACUGAAUUGUGGGGAGAACUUGGAAAACCGGAACUACAGGAACUGGACGAGGCCUAUUUCAAGCUAAGGAAAAGAACCGGAAAGUACAAAUCGUUGUUAAAACAAAACGAUAUCAAAGGAUAUUUUAUGGGCGUGAUCAAAAUUGGAGAAAAUGAGCAUUUGUUCCCUAUUUUAGUGUUUGAUAAACCGGAAAUGCCCAACUUUCUUGGGAAACGAGUCUUUUUGGUUCUUCAACUGGACCAAAAGAAGAAUGCUGAUUUUAUGCAAAAGUCUAAAAAGAAAGAAGAGGAAACAAAAGUGACCGAAGAUGAGAUAGGACCUGAUGGUGACCAGAGAAAGGAUUUUAUGUUGUAUUGCUAA